GACCAUCUUAGUGGCCACUACGAGCUGACAUGAACAUCUUUACUAAGGUCCCCGGACUAGCCAAACAAACCAGCAAGCUGGGGUCUGUGCUCCAACGUGCCUUCUACGGGUCCAGUGGGAGGGUGACCCUUUUCGAGCAGAGGAACUUCGCAGGUCGGCGACUGGACCUGACCUCUGACUGUCAGAAAUUGAGCGAAAAAAACUUUCCCGACAGAUGCAACUCUGUCCAAGUGGAGAGUGGAGCAUGGGUGGCAUAUGAACAUGAAAACUUCCGUGGACGUCAGUACCUGUGGGACAUGUUUGACAGGGGGGAGUACAACUGCACUGAUAGAUGGUGUGCUCAGGGUGACCACAUCUCCUCUGUUCGUGCUGUGAAACAAGACAACAACUCUCCCCGUGCACAGCUGUUUGAGAGGGCAGGUUUCUCAGGCAAGAAGACAGACCUCCAUGACGACAUCCCCAACCUGAUGAGCCGUUACAGCCUGAACAGAGUGUCCUCCAUCAGAGUAAUGGGCGGAACCUGGGUGGCGUACCAGGAGCCUAACUACAGAGGAGCACAUUACAUCCUGGAGAGGAAGGACUACAACAACUUCUCUGACUGGGGUGCUCAAAACAGCACCAUUGGCUCAAUCCGCCGUGUCCGCUUCGGCUAAACACAACCCCCUGCGAAACACCCACAUCUGUCAGCUCUUUAUACAAACAAUAUGCCAGCUAUAAGUGAAACAAACCCCACAGAAGACCUAUUUUAGUAAUAAACUGAUGAAAAAGACAAUUAUUGUUGUUUGUGCUUAAGUUAUCAAACAGGAAUUACAUCAGGUAUCAUAAAGAUGAAACGUUCUUCAACAGCUCAGGGGUUUUCAAAUGCAAGAAUAAGCAUUGGUGUUGCCCUCUGGUGGUAAAACACACUUCUGCAAUAUCAGUCUGGUCUACUGCUACCUGGUAUGCCAGAGCAACCACCAUCUUAAGAUAGUUCGCAGGAUUGUUCCCAGUAUGGUAGAGCACUCUUUUGUCCUGCCCUGAUGGGAUGUGGGAUGCUUAUAGGAUCCGUGAGCUCAUGGCUAGGCCCUCUCUUGUAUGAUGCGAAUCUUUUAAAGAGCAGCUGUGGAGCUCAUCUGUGUGUAUUUGAGCGUACGUUGAGGAAUUCACACAGGCUUUAGCUCUGUGUUGGACUGAGAGACACAUGCUGUAGUGCUCUCUAAAGGCCGGUGAGGUAUUUCUGUGGGUCGUGGGAGUAGCAGUUGCUGUGCCCCUGUCGUGCCGAUGACAUUGUGCUACAUCUCUCUCAUGGUCACCACAGCAGCCUGGAGGUACCCACCAGUGUAGACACAGAGGAGGGCUGGGAGAGCGCAAACUGCUUUAGGGUGAAUGAGAGAGAGCGAAAUUUAUGUGAUUAUAAACAAAUGUUUGACACAACCAUUAUGUUAACCACUGGCACUUCAUUUAUUCUAUAAAACUAGCAUUACAGCUAGCAGCUAGUAUUACAACUGUUUUCACUGUUACCACCGCAGCUGCAGUUACUCUUGCUCUUGUAGUGCAUGAACAAGGUUUAACAGUUUAAAUAAACAUUGUUAUUUACAAUGAAAAAAGUAAUAUAAUAUAAUACGAUAUAUUUAGUGCUGUCAAACGAUUAAUCACAAUCAC
Messenger RNA from Puntigrus tetrazona (Sumatra barb), 1641 nucleotides. RefSeq names its product crystallin beta gamma X (gene crybgx). Bases 30 to 653 code for a protein of 207 amino acids. The record is from RefSeq and is a predicted model, not a curated record. Lineage: Eukaryota; Metazoa; Chordata; Actinopteri; Cypriniformes; Cyprinidae. Gene Ontology annotation, biological process: visual perception; lens development in camera-type eye. Gene Ontology annotation, molecular function: structural constituent of eye lens. The transcript is spliced from 6 exons.